AUGCACUCUCCCUCGAAUAAGCACCCUCCCUCGAAUAAGCGCCCUUUCUCGAAUAAGCACUCUCCGAAUACGCACCCUCCAUCGAAUAAGCACCCUUUCUCGUAUAAGCGCCUUUCCUCAAAUAAGUACCCUUCCUCAAAUAAACACUCUUCGAAUACGCACCCUCCAUCGAAUAAGCGCCCUUUCUCGUAUAAGCGCCCUCUAUCGAAUAAGCACCCUUCCUCAAAUAAGCACUCUUGGAAUACGCACCCUCCAUCGAAUAAGCGCCCUUUCUCGAAUAAGCGCCCUCCUCAAAUAAGCACCCUUCCUCAAAUAAGCACUCUCCGAAUACGCACCCUCCAUCGAAUAAGCGCCCUUCCUCGUAUAAGCGCCCUCUAUCGAAUAAGCGUUCCCUCUCGGGUCGUUGAAUAUGCACUUCCCUCGAAUAAGCGCUCCCUCGAAUUUGCCAGUCGCCAUAAUAGGAAAAAAAUCUACGUUUUGAAUUUCAAAUAA
Molecule: messenger RNA, 492 nt
Organism: Acanthosepion pharaonis
Lineage: Eukaryota; Metazoa; Mollusca; Cephalopoda; Sepiida; Sepiidae
Source: the annotation of a GenBank genome assembly